UUCGGAUGUCCUCUGUGGAAACUGGCUUGUGGAGGCUGGGGAGCUAAGGCUGGGUUUUGGGGAGGAAUACUCGACUUGAAGGCGCGCUUUCCUCUUCCUGGCUCCUCGUGGUCACCAGUAGCUCUCCGCAAAGUCCCUCUUCUCCCCUUCCCACUUCCUGUGCUCGCUGGGGCGUUUGCUGUGCUGCUGCUGAGUUCUGGGAAGUUGUGUCUGUCGAGGAUGGGGGUCUAUGGGUGCCUGUUCGUGCCCUGGAAGUGCCUCGUGGUCCUGUCUCUCAGGCUGCUGUUCCUUGUACCCACAGGAGUGCCCGUGCGCAGUGGAGAUGCCACCUUCCCCAAAGCUAUGGACAACGUGACGGUCCGGCAAGGGGAGAGCGCCACCCUCAGGUGCACAAUUGACAACCGAGUCACCCGGGUGGCCUGGCUAAACCGAAGCACAAUCCUGUAUGCUGGGAAUGACAAGUGGUGUUUGGACCCCCGUGUGGUCCUGCUGAGUAACACCCAGACCCAGUACAGCAUCGAGAUCCAAAAUGUGGAUGUGUAUGAUGAGGGCCCUUACACCUGCUCUGUGCAGACAGAUAACCACCCAAAGACCUCACGGGUCCACCUUAUCGUACAAGUAUCUCCCAAAAUUGUAGAGAUUUCUUCAGACAUCUCCAUUAAUGAAGGAAACAACAUCAGUCUCACCUGCAUAGCAACGGGUAGACCAGAGCCUACAGUUACCUGGAGACACAUCUCCCCCAAAGCAGUUGGCUUUGUUAGUGAGGAUGAAUACUUGGAAAUCCAGGGCAUCACUCGAGAGCAGUCGGGAGACUAUGAGUGCAGUGCCUCCAAUGAUGUGUCUGCACCCGUGGUACGGAGAGUGAAGGUCACCGUGAAUUAUCCACCAUACAUUUCAGAAGCUAAGGGCACAGGUGUCCCUGUGGGGCAAAAGGGAACACUGCAGUGUGAAGCCUCAGCGGUCCCUUCAGCAGAAUUCCAGUGGUACAAGGAUGACAAAAGGCUGGCUGAAGGAAAGAAGGGGGUCAAAGUGGAAAAUAGACCAUUCCUCUCAAAACUCAUCUUCUACAACGUCUCUGAGCAUGACUACGGGAACUAUACUUGUGUGGCCUCCAAUAAGUUGGGCUAUACUAAUGCCAGCAUCACACUAUUUGGCCCAGGCGCAGUCAGUGAGGUAAACAACGGCACGUCAAGGAGGGCUGGCUGCAUCUGGCUGUUACCUCUUCUGAUUUUGCACUUAGUCCUAAAAUUUUGAUGUGAGUGUCAUUUCCUCAACUCGGGAAGAGCUGCUGCCACUGCAACCACCAACAGAGCAACACCGUCAACACUGACAGCAAC
Molecule: messenger RNA, 1337 nt
Organism: Chrysochloris asiatica (Cape golden mole)
Lineage: Eukaryota; Metazoa; Chordata; Mammalia; Afrosoricida; Chrysochloridae
Gene: NTM
Product: neurotrimin
Exons: 7
Coding region: 220-1254 (344 amino acids)
Cellular component (GO): neuron projection
Source: RefSeq, a predicted model, not a curated record